UUAAAGCGCGGGGCCGCGGGACCGCACUCACUCGCGCUCCCGCCGCCUCCGCACCCAGCCAUGGAGCGGCCGCCGCUGAGCGUCCUGCUCGUCGGCGCCGCCGGCCUGCUGCUCCUGCUCCUGCCCCUCUCCUCUUCCUCCUCUUCGGACGCCUGCGGCCCCUGCGAGCCGGCCGCCUGCCCGCCCCUGCCCCCGCGGGGCUGUCCGCUGGGCGAGACCCGCGACGCGUGCGGCUGCUGCCCGGUGUGCGCCCGCGGCGAGGGCGAGCCGUGCGGGGGCGGCGGCGCCGGCAGGGGGCACUGCGCGCCGGGCAUGGAGUGCGUGAAGAGCCGCAAGAGGCGGAAGGGUAAAGCCGGGGCAGCAGCCGGCGGCCCGGAGGUGAGCGGCGUGUGCGUGUGCAAGAGCCGCUACCCGGUGUGCGGCAGCGACGGCGUCACCUACCCCAGCGGGUGCCAGCUGCGCGCCGCCAGCCUGCGGGCCGAGAGCCGCGGGGAGAAGGCCGUCACCCAGGUCAGCAAGGGCACCUGCGAGCAAGGGCCUUCCAUCGUGACACCCCCCAAGGACAUCCGGAAUGUCACUGGCGCCCAGGUGUACUUGAGCUGUGAGGUCAUCGGAAUCCCAACCCCGGUGCUCAUCUGGAACAAGGUAAAAAGGGGUAACCACGGAGUUCAAAGGACAGAACUCUUGCCUGGUGACCGGGACAACCUGGCCAUUCAGACUCGGGGUGGCCCAGAAAAGCAUGAAGUCACUGGCUGGGUGCUGGUAUCUCCUCUCAGUAAGGAGGACGCUGGAGAGUAUGAGUGCCACGCGUCCAACUCGCAAGGAGAGGCUUCCGCGUCGGCCAAAAUCACAGUGCUGGAUGCCAUACAUUAAACACCAGUGAAAAAAGGUGAAGGUGCUGACCUGUAAACCUGCAGAAGUGUAUCCGUCUGCCUCACUAGUAGUAGUCCUGGAUUGCUGCAGCCCUGUUCUUGCCUAGUAACAGUUUCUUUUCCUCCAAUCCACUAACGCUUAGUUACAUUCACUGGUUUCGCAGAGGAAAUCCACAAUAAAGAUAACAUCAAGACUCCUACAAAAAUUUAUUGUCUAUUUAUAGAAGAAGAGCAUACAUGUAAUUGAAAUCAGUAAAAUGCUUUCUCUCACAA
Messenger RNA from Mustela lutreola (European mink), 1145 nucleotides. It is a transcript of the gene IGFBP7, whose product is annotated as insulin like growth factor binding protein 7. Gene Ontology annotation, biological process: regulation of signal transduction; regulation of cell growth. The record is from RefSeq and is a predicted model, not a curated record. NCBI's taxonomy places the organism in Eukaryota, Metazoa, Chordata, Mammalia, Carnivora, Mustelidae. Gene Ontology annotation, cellular component: extracellular region. Gene Ontology annotation, molecular function: insulin-like growth factor binding. Bases 61 to 873 code for a protein of 270 amino acids. The transcript has 5 exons.